UUAUAAGAUUUUUAAACUCUUCCUAAGGUGUAAUGAAUGGGCUUUCAAAUAGACCGAGGACAAUAAAAGAUAAAAAAUAGUUCAAAUAUUUUGCUUAGUGUUAAGUGCUAUAUAACAAAAGAGUGCGUAAUAGGUUCAUUGUUUGACAAUAAGAUAAAAAAGAAGAAAAGAAGAAAACAAAGAUGUCAAGGCGUAGACAUAUUGCAAAUCGAACAGAUUAUACUCCGCUAACCACGGAAGACAUUGGGGAAGACGAAUACGAUCGGCCGGAUGGAUUUAUGGAAGAUCAAUUUGACAAACCGGAAAGAAAAUUUCCUUGGAAAACAAUAUUGUUUAUAUUGUUCUUUUUAAUAGCUGGGGCGACUUGUUUAACUUGCGGUAUUUUAGUUUCUACGGAUUAUGUCGAUAAAAAGUACGCAGACCGGGCGUGGCCGUUAUUAAUAUUGGGCAUCCUUAUGUUUAUACCCGGUGGUUAUUAUGGGUACAUUUUAUUAUGCAUUUGCCUUAAGCGUGACGGCUUUACGGUCGAAGACAUCCCAAUGUUGUAAAAGCUAAUGUCGUUUUGUAAUAUUCAAUAUUGUGACUGCCACGUUUCUUUAUAAUUAAGCUCCCUUUUUAUAACUGUAGUAGUAUAUACGUUUAUACAUAAUAUAAAUGAAAUAUAUUUAAGCAUAUAUUAAUUAUAUAGUAUACACAUACGUAUAAAUAUACAUAUAUAUAAACAUAUGUAUAAAUAUAUGUACGUACGCAUGCGUAUCAACCAAAUGUGUGUAGCAUACAUACAUGACUUAAACUCGUUCUAACCAUUUUUAAAUUAUUGCUUUAAGAAGAAACAAAUGCCUAAAUCAAAUUUGGGCGUGUUAUUGAGUUAUAUCAUCUUUGCUAAAUAAUGCUUUAUUUGGAUAAUUUUUUUUACGCAAUGUUGAAAUUGUACAUUCAAUUAAAUAGAACUAAGUCAAUUGAUUGGGAAUAAUCUCCCAUCUGUUUAAAGACUAUUGUUCUGUGAAAACGGAAAGAUUCAUUUAAUAUUUCUGCAUAUUUUGUCA
This is a messenger RNA of Glossina fuscipes, 1046 nucleotides long. Its product is annotated as transmembrane protein 230. The record is from RefSeq and is a predicted model, not a curated record. The coding region runs from base 183 to 548 and encodes 121 amino acids. Gene Ontology annotation, cellular component: endomembrane system. Lineage: Eukaryota; Metazoa; Arthropoda; Insecta; Diptera; Glossinidae. The transcript is spliced from 3 exons.